AUGCUGGCCGUCGCACGCCGCCAGGUCACGGUGCAGCGCACCCUUGCCUCUGCUCUCCGUCUCAGCACCUGGUCGACCGUCCCCGCCGGACCUCCGGACCCCAUUCUCGGCGUCACCGAGGCAUUCAAGGCCGACAAGGACCCGCGCAAGAUCAACCUCGGCGUCGGCGCGUACCGCGAUGAGCACGGCAAGCCGUACGUCCUCCCCAGCGUGAAGGAGGCCGAGAAGCGCUUGGCCGGCGCGCUCGACAAGGAGUACCUCCCCAUCACCGGCGACGCCAGCUUCACCAAGCUCGCUGCCAAGCUCGCCUACGGCCCUGACAGCACGCCGCUUGCCGAAAACAGGGUUGCGGUCACCCAGUCCAUCUCGGGCACCGGUGCCCUCCGGAUCGGUGGCGCGUUCAUGGCCCGCCAUUACCCGCACGCGAAGGUGAUCUACCUCCCCGUGCCUUCGUGGGGCAACCACACGCCCAUCUUCCGCGACUCCGGGUUCGAAGUGCGCGGCUAUCGCUACUUCGACAAGAAGACGGUCGGCCUCGACUUCGCCGGGCUCAAGGAGGAUCUCCAGAACGCGCCCAAGAACGCCGUCGUGCUCCUCCACGCGUGCGCGCACAACCCGACCGGCGUGGAUCCCACCCCGGAGCAGUGGAAGGAGAUCUCGGAUAUCAUCAAGGAGCGGUCGCUCUUCCCCUUCUUCGACAUGGCUUACCAGGGCUUUGCCUCGGGCGACACCACCCGCGACGCGUUCGCCGUUCGCCACUUCGUCUCCGAGGGCCACCAGACCGCGCUUUGCCAGUCGUUCGCUAAGAACAUGGGCCUCUACGGCGAGCGUGUCGGCGCGUUCUCGCUCAUCGCCGCCGACCCCGACGAGAAGGCGCGCGUGGAUUCGCAGCUGAAGAUCGUCAUCCGGCCGAUGUACUCCAACCCGCCCCUCCACGGUGCCCGCAUUGCGGCCACUAUCCUUGGCGACGCUGGGCUUUAUAAGCAAUGGGAGGGCGAGGUCAAGGGCAUGGCGGACCGCAUCAUUAGCAUGCGUGACAAGCUCUACGACGGUCUAGUUGCGCUUAACACCCCCGGCGACUGGAACCACAUAAAGCGCCAGAUUGGCAUGUUCAGCUUCACUGGUCUUACGCAGCCCCAGACCAAGGCGCUUGCUGAGAAGGCUCACAUCUACAUGACUGCUGACGGCCGUAUAUCUAUGGCCGGACUGAACAGCGGCAACAUUGAGUACUUCGCAGAGAGCGUCUCUAAGGCCGUCAAGGGUGAUCUCUGA
Molecule: messenger RNA, 1272 nt
Organism: Punctularia strigosozonata HHB-11173 SS5
Lineage: Eukaryota; Fungi; Basidiomycota; Agaricomycetes; Corticiales; Punctulariaceae
Exons: 5
Coding region: 1-1272 (423 amino acids)
Biological process (GO): biosynthetic process; L-aspartate catabolic process
Cellular component (GO): mitochondrion
Molecular function (GO): pyridoxal phosphate binding; L-aspartate:2-oxoglutarate transaminase activity
Source: RefSeq, a predicted model, not a curated record